ACGUGUAUGUUAAUACCGUAAAUGAAUUAGACAUUAAAUUAAUAAUAAUUAUACCACAUUUUAAUAUUGUAUUUCAGGAAAUGGAUUCUGUUGAUGAUCAACCAUUCUACCAGUGUAAUGUCUGUGAUGACAAAUUCAAUUUGUACACAGACUUGGAGAAACAUUGUGAAAUACAUGUUAAAAGAGACGAAGAAGGAUUUUUCCAUUGUGAUGCUUGUGAUAAAACAUUUGAAUCACAGAGUUGUUUAAAUCAUAAAUGUUCCAUCGAUUCAUCUGUAUUAUCUUUGUCUCAAAUAGAGGCAGAAAUAAAUGGUUUGACCAGUGCAGUGCUGAGCAGUAUUGAUGAAAGGAAUUCUGCUGAUGUUAAAACAUUACAUGAAUCUGAGAUUAGUGAUGAAAAAUUUGACUCAAACACUGACACAGAACAUCAUCGCCAUGUUGAUAUUAAACAAGAGAAAACUUGUGUUGAUGGUGAGGAUGUUGACGGUAAUUCCAAUGUUGAUGGUUUUGAUGCCAGUGAUGCUGUUUAUGACCAUGAGGGGGAUAACACUGGUGACCAUGGUGGUGCUGAUGUUGCUGGAACCAAUGAGUUGAAUGAUGUAGAUGAUUUACAGACAAGGAGAAUACAAGAUAUAUCCGGUAAUAAAGGUCUGAAAUUAGAAACAAGUGAUAAAUUACAAGUUCCUGUGAUGAAAGAGUCUGAUUUACCAGACAAAGAAUCAUCCCAAAUUGAUCUUAGUAAACAAACUGAAGAAAAGAAAACAAAUGUUACUAAAGGAAGACCUUUUGAAUGUGAUGUUUGUGGAAAAUCAUUUAUAACUUCUGGUAGUCUAAGAAUACAUUGGAGAAUUCAUACGGGAGAGAGGCCUUAUAAAUGUGAUGUUUGUAGUAAAACAUUUAGCAGUUUAGCCUCUAUACUCAUACACAGCAGAAUUCACAAGGAAAAAGACUCUGUAUGUAAUAUUUGUGGGAAAUCGUUCAGAAAGCAUCAUCUUCGGGAACACAUGAAAACUCAUUCUGUGGGAGAAACAGUCGAGUGUAAAAUUUGCAGAAAACGAUUUAAACAAAAGCGUGUGCUUCGUGAACAUGUGAAGGUUCACAGUGGAGAAACAGUCGAGUGUAAAAUUUGUAGAAAACGAUUUAAACGUAAGCGUGGGCUUCAAGAACAUAAUGUGAGGGUUCACGGUGGAGAAAAGAAUUGUAAAUGCGAUAUCUGUGAUGCAUUAUUUGUUACACGAGGAGAACUGAACAGACAUUUGAAAACUCAUUUUAAUAAGCGUACCCAAGGAAAGGGAUGUGAUAGAGAUGUUGAUGAUGCAGAUGGUUUUGGUGCAAGUGAUGCUGUUUAUGACCAUGGUGGGGAUAGUACACAAACUGAAGAAAAGAAAACAAACAUUACUAAAGAAAGACCUUUUGAUUGUGAUGUUUGUGGAAAAUCAUUUAUAACUUCUGGUAGUCUAAGAAUACAUUUGAGAAUUCAUACGGGAGAGAGGCCUUAUAAAUGUGAUGUUUGUAGUAAAACAUUUAGCAGUUUAGCCUCUAUACUCAUACACAGCAGAAUUCACAAGGAAAAAGACUGUGUAUGUGAUAUUUGUGGGAAAUCGUUCAGAAAGAAUAAUUUUCGGGACCACAUUAAAACUCAUUCUUUGGAGAAACCAUUUGAGUGUAAAAUUUGUAGAAAACGAUUUAAUCAAAAUAGUUAUCUCCGUAAACACAUGAAGACUCACGGUGGAUUAUUUUCUACACAAGGAGUACCGAGCAACCAUCUGAAAAAUCAGGAUAAUACUAAAGGAAAAACUUUUGAAUGUGAUAUUUGUGAGAAGUCAUUUACUUUCAAGAGUCAUCUGGAAAUACAUAAAUUAUUUUCUACACAAAGUAACUUAAACCAGCAUGAGAAAAUUGAUACUGAAAUGAUGGGUUUUAAAUGUGAAGAGGAAACUAAUGAUGUUGAUCAUCUGUUUGCUCCUAGAAUUAAUAAUGGAGGAAAACAAUUUAAAUGUGAUGUUUGUGACAUGUCAUUUACUGGCAUGAAUAAUCUUAAUAUACAUUUCGGCAUUCAUGCAGGUGGGAAAACUUAUAAAUGCUGUGUUUGCAGUAAAUCAUUUAAUGAUUCAGAGAAUCUAACUAGACACAGAAAAAUUCACGAGAAAAAAGAACUUGUGUGUGAGUUUUGUGGGAAAUCAUUUAAAAGAUAUUAUCUCAAAAGCCACAUGCAAAUGCAUUCUGGGGAAAAAACAUUUGAAUGUAAAAUUUGUAGGAAAAAAUUUAAACGGAAUAUUUCACUCAAUGCCCACAUGAAGAUCCAUAUUGGACGAAAACCUUUCAAAUGUGAUAUCUGCGAAAAAUCAUUUCUUACACAAAGUAAACUGAAGAGGCAUUUAGCAAUUCAUAGCAAAAAGAAAACGUUUUUACCUGAUCAGGAAGAGCAAACAGAUGCUAAUGGCUGUCUUGUUCCUAGAAUAAAUAUAACAGACAAACCUUUAAAAUGUGAUAUUUGUGAAAAGUCAUUUGUUACAAAUGCUUGUCUAAAUGUACAUUUUCGUAUUCAUACAGGAGAGAGGCCUUAUAAAUGUGAUGUUUGUAGUAAAACAUUUAGCAGUUUGGCCUCAAAACUGAUACACAGCAGAAUUCACAAAGCAAAAGACUGUGUAUGUGAUAUGUGUGGGAAAUCGUUCAGAAAGCAUCAUCUUCGGGAACACAUGAAAACUCAUUCUGUGGAAAAAACUUUUGAGUGUACAAUUUGCAGAAAACGAUUUAAACAUAAGCGUGGGCUUCGUGAACAUGUGAAGGUUCACAGCGGAGAAACAGUUGAGUGUAAAAUUUGCAAAAAACGAUUUAAACAUAAGCGUGGGCUUCGUGAACAUAUGAAGAUUCACAGUGGCAGUGGAGAAAAUAAUUGUAAAUGCGAUAUCUGUGAUGCAUUAUUUCUUACACAAGGAGAACUGAACAGACAUUUGAAAACUCAUGAAAAUACUCAAGGAAAAACUUUUGAAUGUGAUAUUUGUGACAAGUCAUUUACUUGCCAGAGUCGUCUAAAGAUGCAUAAAUUAUUUUCUACACAAAGUAAUGUAAAUCAACAAAUUAAAACUAAUUCUCUAAAAAGGGAUUUCGAAUGUGAAGAAGAGGCAGAUGAUGUUGUUCAUCUUGCUCCUUCAGAAGGAAAACAUUUUAAAUGUCAUGUUUGUGGGAAGUCAUUUACUAGCAAGGCUAAUCUAGUUAUACAUGUGCGUGUCCAUACGGGAGACAAACCAUAUCAGUGUUGUGUUUGUAGUAAAUCAUUUAGUAAUUCAGCUUCUAUACUGAUACACAGGAGAAUUCAUAAGGAAAAAGAUAGUACUUGUAAUAUCUGUGGGAAGUCAUUUAGAAAGCAUCAUCUUCAGAGACACAUCAAAACUCAUUCUAAAGAGAGACACUUUGAAUGUAAAAUUUGUAAAAAAAUAUUUACACGAAGGACAAAUCUUCAAGCUCACAUUAUGAAGAUUCAUGGAAGUGAAGAUGUAGAGAUAAAUGGGGGUGGUGAUAGUGAGGUCAGUGGUGGUGAUGAUGGGGAGGUCAAUGGUGGUGAUGAUGGUAUGGUCAAUGGUGGUGGUGAUGAUGGUGUGGUCAGUGGUGGUGGUGAUGAUGGUGUGGCCAGUGGGGGUGAUGAUGAUAGUGUGGUCAAUGGUGGUGGUGACGAUGUAGAGGUCAAUGGUAGUGAUGAUGAUGGUGCUGUUAAUGGUAGUCCUAAUGCUGAGAUAAAUGAUGGCAUUAAUGCUGAUGAGGUUACUGGUGAUGAUCAUGGUGAUGUUAAUGGUCCCGAGGUUACUGGUGAUGCUCACAAUGUAAAUAGUUGGGAUGUUAAUAGUAAUGAUGGCAAUGGUGAUGAUGGUAAGGUUAAUGAAGCCAAUAUAAAUAGUAGGGAUGUUACUAAUGGUGAUGAUGAUGAUGGCGAGGUUAAUGGUGAAGAUGGUAAGGGUAAUGGAGCUAAUAUACAUAGUAGGGAUGUUAGUAAUGGGGAUGAUGGUGAUGAUGGCAAUGGUGAUGAUGACAAGGUUAAUGGAACUAAUAUACAUAGUAGGGUAGUUGCUAAUGGUGGUGAUGAUGAUGGCAAGGUUAAUGGUGGUGAUGUUUGUAGGAAUGCUAAUAAUAGUGAUGUCAAUAGUGAUGAUUGUGAAGUUAAUGAAACUAAUUUGGACAGUGAAGUAGAUGGUUUAAAAAAAAGCAGAAUACAAAACAUAUUGGAUAAGAAAGAUCAGAAAUUGGGGGAAAAUGAUAUGGGGAAAGAAAAACAGUCAUGUGAAAUUGAUAAAACUAAGAAAAAUAAAAAUCUCUUGAUUAAUAAAUGUCAUGAAAUACAAGAAGAUAAAGAUGAGGAAAUUGAAGGACAUCUUGCUCCUAUAUUACGCACUAAAGCAAAACCCUUUAAAUGUAGUGUUUGUGAUCAGUCAUUUGCUACCAAUGCUUGUCUAAAAAUACAUUUACGCAUUCAUACAGGUGAACAGCCCUAUAAAUGUGAUGUUUGUAGUAAAUCUUUUAGGAGUCCCUCCUCUCUAUUGACACACAGGAGAAUUCAUAAAGAUAAAGAUUGUGUGUGCGAUUUUUGUGGGAAAUCGUUUAGAAAGAAUAAUCUUCAGGCCCACUUGAAAACUCAUUCUGUAGAAGAACCUUCAGAAUGUAAAAUUUGUUUUAAAAAAUUUCGAUUAGAGAGCUACCUGCAUACUCACAUGAUGAGGAUUCACAGUGAUAACCAAGAAAAAUCCUGUAAAUGCAAUGUCUGUGAUAAAUUGUUUCUAACACAUAGCAAUCUGAAAUCGCAUAUGAAUACCCAUACUUGUUUUAGAUGUUUUAUUUGCAAUGUUAAAUUCUAUAAAUCCACCCAACUAGACAGGCAUUGUGCAGCUCGGAUCAAAGUUAUUUCUUGUGCUGUUUGUCAUAAACAAUUUUGUACCAACACACAACUACGCAAUCACUCUAAAAUUCAUUCAGGAAUAAAACCUUUUGAAUGUGAUGUUUGUGGUAAAUCAUUUAAUGUGAACAGUAAUCUUGUUUCACAUAAGAAAAUGCAUACAGGUGAAAAACCAUUUACCUGUACUGAAUGUAGUAAAACAUUUGCAAGAAAGGGCAAUCUAGCUAUACAUAUGGUCAUUCACAAGGAAGAAAAGAAUUUUACUUGUGACAUUUGUGGCAAGUCAUUUUAUUUUAAAAACAAACUUAAAGUUCAUUUGGGAACCCAUACAGGUGAGAAGAAUUACAAAUGUGAUAUUUGUGGUAAAUCCUAUUCUAGAAGAACUCAACUCAAAUAUCAUGCUUUGACACAUACAGGUGAAAAACCUGUUAAUUGUGAUGUUUGUGGUAAAGCAUUUACUUGCGAAAAAACUCGUAAUCAGCAUGCCAAAAAUCAUACUAAGGAAAAACACCUCAAGUGUAAAAUAUGUGGUAAGUUAUAUGGUAAUCCCAGCCAGCUGAAGGCACAUUUGAUUGCCCACACUGGACAUAGACCAUAUAAAUGCCAUGUGUGUGAUAAAUCAUUUGCAAGAGAAGGCUAUUUAAAAAUUCAUGGCUACACCCAUUCAGAAUACAAACCUUACGUAUGUGAUGUUUGUGAUAAAGAAUUUUGUGAUAAAUAUGCUUUUAAAAUCCACAUGAUGUUACAUUCUAAAGAUAAUCCUUUCCAGUGCGAGGUUUGUAACAAGUCAUUCUCUCAACCAAGCAGUUUAUCAAAACACGUAAAGGAGAAUCACGGAGAACCGUCCCUAAAAUGUAAUGUAUGUGAGCAAUCAUUUCGUAAGAUGAGUGAUCUUAAUAGACACAUUGUAACUCAUACCGGAGCAAAGCCAUAUAAAUGUGAACUUUGUAGUAAAACUUUUAUUCUUCCUGUGUGUUUGCAAAAACACAUGAAAAGCCAUUCCAAGCCAAAACCUUUUAAAUGCGAAUUUUGUGACGAGUCAUUUGUCCAGAGUAAUUUUCUACAGAAUCAUCAAAUCAGAAAGCAUGACCUUAAACCUUACAAAUGUGAUGUUUGUGACAUGAGAUUUAAACAAAAUGAUAACCUAAAGACACACUUUAGAACUCAUACAGGUGAAAGGCCAUAUAAAUGCCAUCUUUGUAGUAAAUCAUUUAUUGCUCGAGGUAAUCUUGCCAAACAUAAGCUCGUUCAUACUGGAAUGAAACCAUUUCAAUGUGAUGUUUGUAGUAAAACAUUUUCUGAUAAAAGUAAUUUAAACCAACAUAUAGUAACCCAUUCUAAAGAAAACCCAUUUGAAUGUGAAUUUUGUGAUAAGGCCUUUAAUGCAAAACGUAAACUGAAACUUCACAUGAAAGUUCAUUCAUCAUAAUACAUGUAUAGGUAUAUUUUUUUGUUUUGCUUUAGUGUAUUAUUCUAAGGCUUUCAAUAUAACACACAUAUAAAAGCAGACUUGGAUCCCAUCAAAUUUUGUUUAUGUUAUUCAAAUGGAUUUGAAUUCCUCUCUUUAUAUGGAUUCGGGGGGGGGGUGGAUGGCCGAAUGGUUAGCAUGUGUGCGCUGUUUCAUAAGGUUUCUUAUUGAGUCAAUUGUAUCUGAUAAUUCUUAAUGGCUUGUUACUUUUGAUCAGUUUUUAGUCUUUUAAAUGCUCCCCUUGUAUAUAAAACAACCAUUAUGGACUGCACAGUCAACUUGGCUGCUGUGGGGGGAAGUACAUGUAUGUUUCGGCUGUUGGCAACCUAUCUUUUGUUUUGAUACUAUUAUUUAAUGUUUUUAAAUAUCUUGCUUGGCAGGACUUUCAAUGCAAAAGAGACAUUAGAGAUUUUGAAAUCUUUUCAAGUCACCGGAAAUAUUCAUUUCUGAUUUUUAUUCAUUUGUCAGGGUUAAUCAAAAAAGAUUGCAGACAAAAUUUUGAUAUAAACCUGCCCAUCCUUCAUAGUAACUAAGGAUAGAGCACAAUUUUUUUGCUAAGGGAAAUGGUAUUUUAUGUUUUUGUAUGGCAUGGAUGUCAUGAUUUGAAGGAAAGAUAGUCAUACCAAACAUGAUUAAAAUUGACGAUAUCAACAUUUUAUAACCAAUAUAAAAUAUACAUGUAUUAUAAUUGAUCAUUUUAAUGAACAUUACCACGUUGUAAAAAAUAUGUUAAAAGGAAUAACCAGUAACUUCAUAUAUACAUUUUAAUGGACUGUAAAGCAUAUUUGACACCACAUAAUUUAAUCCGAAAUCUUUUGUUUUGCUACCAUUGUCAUUAGCCCAGUUGCAGUAGAACAUUUCAUUUAUUUAGCCAUUGUAUUCUAUAAUCUAUUGUUUAGGCUGUGAAAAUUAUUUGAAAAUGAAACCAAAUUGGUUUAAAAAAAGUUGAACAAAAAUAUAGUAUCUGUUUAUAUGUUUUAAUUAAAAUCAGUAUGUUAAAUAAAUACACAA
Patella vulgata (common limpet) is the source of this 7364-nucleotide messenger RNA. RefSeq lists its product as uncharacterized. The record is from RefSeq and is a predicted model, not a curated record. The transcript is spliced from 2 exons. NCBI's taxonomy places the organism in Eukaryota, Metazoa, Mollusca, Gastropoda, Patellidae. Bases 81 to 6314 code for a protein of 2077 amino acids.